AUGAAAAUCAAAUCGCAAAAUAUAUAUAUAUCACUAAUAGAAUUCAAAGAUCUCAAAACAAAUCAAUAUCGAAGAGUUCGAUAUUUAGUUGAAGCAAUGGCAGUGAGAAAUUCGACAACUUUCUCAGAGUCGAUGUUACCGUCGGCGAGAGAGUCAAUAUCGAAUAUAUCAUUCGCUAGCGCCAUAUUAUGGUUUGCACUGUGGAUCGGAUUCAAGCUUUUAGAUUGGUUUAUACUUUGUCUUCCGACUAUAGUUUUGAACUUAUUUUCCAUAAACUUUGAUAUAAAGUUAUCUAUGGCUUCCCUUAUGGGAAUUUUUCUAGUUCUAAUGAUGUUUUGCUACGUUCUUUUAAGGUACAAGUAUUUGACUGGAUUUUCAAAGAAUACAACUCCUGAAGGCGAGAAGCCCAAGAAAAACUUGGACUUGGUGGGAUCCGUUACGAAAAGAAAGAAUCCGAAGUCGAAAUCUUCAAAUUAUUUGAAAGAGUUUUUAAGUGCUAUUAAAGUUUUUGGAUAUUUGGAAAGACCAGUUUUUCAUGAAUUAACGAAGAAUAUGACCACUCAAAAGAUAUCAAAAGAUGAAAUUAUAUGUCUUGAUGAAAACUUGGGCUUUCUGAUGGUAGUAGAUGGUACACUCCAAAUCUUUACAAAAUUGGAAGAGGGUACGAAGCCUCAAUAUCUUAAUGGUGGUGACGAUGAUUACGAGAAAGACGGUAUUUUAGUGAUCGGUGAUGAGAGAUAUCAUUUAUUAAAUGAGGUUAUCAGUGGGUCACCAUUAGGAAACUUGAUUAACACAUUAGAUCUCUUUAAGCCCAAGUUUUGGAGAUCGAAUUCUGCAUUAAAUUCAAAUUACAGCUUUUCAGGCCCCGCGAGUCCUUCGAGAAGUUAUCUAAGCCCGGACACAACUGGUGUGUCUCCAUUCGAUAAUUUGCGUCUGGAUCCACUGAUAAUGUUCAAGCUGGCCCUAGAUAGUUUGCCCGAUAUUGUGGCACGUCCCAAAUCUGGUGAUGGAAAUGAUGGAGCAACUAUUGCAAUUAUACCAGCGCUGGCUUUUCAAGCGGUUCAAGCGAUGCAUCCAAAAGCUACAUCACAUAUUGUGACCAUUGUUUUAACCCGAUUAUAUAAGGUAACUAUGAGCACUAUUCACAAUUACUUGGGAUUGACUCGCGAGAUCAUCGAAAGUGAAAUCAGAUUAAACGAUAUCGAUGAAAAUGAAAAUACGUUGCCCAGCUAUUUAUAUGAAGGUGUCAUGAAGCGUUUUUACGGGAAUCAAGGUACUAGUGUCAUGAAACGCCUGGGAAGUUACCAAAUUCCGGAGUUAAAGAAAACGAGUAGUAGUAUUGGUAUAUUAGAUAAGGGAAAGUCAAGGUAUGUUGCUUUGGACUCGAGAUCAAAAUCUACACACCCUGGAGAUCUUUUGUCAUCUGUGCCAUUGUCGAGAAGGCCUGAAAUUUACCAAUCACCUACUGCUGAUCUGGAAAGUUCGCCUGCUUCACGUCCAAGAACAAGAUCCUUCACUAAUAUUAAAUUGACAACUCCAACUGACACGAAAAGAAAUGAUUCACCCAGUGAUAGAUUGAAGAGCAUAAAAGAUAGAACAUUCUCAGAUGAAAGAGAAGAAACAGAAGAAACAUCAUUGAGAAUUGCAAUCGUUGAAAAUGUGUUUAAGCUUUUAGGCAUCUAUGACAUUUUUGACAUUCUUGAUGAUUUCAGAAAAGCAACAUCUGAUCAUUCUUCCCCAAGUUCUUCUAUGGUGGGCUUAUCAAGCCUACUGUCCGGUGGUAAGUUGGGUUAUGGACAUUAUGAUCCAACUGCAUCAUUUCUAAGGUCGGAUUCUAUUAAUAGUCUUGCCUCUUCUCUUGGAAAAGGAAGUGCCUCGAACAAUCCUAAGUUCUACAAGACCCUUAACCUGUCACAAUUAAGCACUAUAAAUUCUCGAGGCUCAAAUGCUGAUCAAAUACAAAGAAUACUAAAUCAGGAUAGAAUUCGUUCAAAUGGUCCUGGAAUGCUUAGUCUGGAGGAUAUUUAUAGAAAUAUUAAAAGUGAAUUCUCCAAAGCGUUGGAUAUCAAGUACAUACCACCAAAUACGACUUUGGUGGAGCAAAAUUCUUUUAAUUCCGGCUUAUAUUAUGUAAUUGAUGGAUCUUUGGACGUUCUGUAUCGUCUAGUUAAUGAUGAUUCCAAAUCCAAAAAACUCUAUACAGUAAAAUCAGGAGGGUUAGCAGGAUACUUGACAUCAAUCGUAGGGUUUAGAUCACUUGUGCUGAUAAGAACUAGCCAAGAAAAGGGAGUGAUCGCUGCACACAUCUCGAAGUCAAAUUAUUCAAAAUUGAUGGAUAAAUUUUACUUCUUGCAACUUCCGGUAGCUUCCAAGUUGAAAUCUUUACUCUCGAAGCAGAUUUUAACUAUUGACUAUGCAUUAGAAUGGUGUCACAUUCCUGCUGGGCAGGUUCUAUGUUCCCAAGGUGACCUUGCGAACGGUUUUCAUAUUGUGCUAAGUGGAAGAUUCAGAGUUAUAAGGUACAAUAAACCAGAUGAUACAGAGGAUGGGGCUCAUUUUCAUGACUACAAUAAUAAUUUAAUUGAUGAGUCCUCUAAUAAAAAACAUCUUCAUGGCAAAGCCAAAGAUAAUUACGAGGUACUUGGAGAAUAUGGGCAUGGAGAGUCUAUCGGUGAACUUGAGGUAUUAACUGCUUCUAGAAGGACUAAUUCAUUGGUCGCAGUAAGGGAUUCGGAAACUGCAAGAAUCCCUAGGACACUUUUUGAGCUUUUAUCUUUGCAUAAUUCGUCUAUCAUGGUUAAAGUUUCGAGAAUUGUGGCAAGCAAAGUUUUGUCGAAGGAAAAUUCUUAUGAUGAACGUUCUAGGAUGGCAUCGAGUCAACCAACUACUAGUCAAUCAGAAACAUCGACAGAUUUCAAAACUAUCACCAUUCUACCUACCGUUGAUGGUUUACCUGUCAGAGCAUUCGCAGACAGAUUAAUGUCUGCAAUGAAGGAAAUUGGACGUAAAGUAAUAGCACUUGACCAAGCUUCAACGUUGAUACAUUUGGGACGCCAUGCCUUUGAUGAUCGUCUCGCUCAUUUGAAAUUGUCGGGCUAUUUUGCUUACUUAGAAGAAGAAUAUGAAACUAUUGUGUACGUUUGUGACACACCUAUUAAAUCUAACUGGACCGCAACAUGCAUAUCACAGGGUGAUUGUAUAUUACUUCUUGCGGAUGCCGAUGAUGAAGAGACUGCUGCAAACGUAGGGGAUUACGAAAGAUUGCUCCUAAAACUAAAGACUACCGCAAGAGCUGAUCUUUGCUUAAUACAUUCUGACAAAUACGUGCAACCUAAGUCGACAAGGAUAUGGCUUAGAAAUAGACUUUGGGUACAUUGGCAUCAUCAUAUUCAGAUGGAAAUUAAAAAGAGCAAACAUGAAGAGCAUAAAAAGGUUGCUAGCAUAAUAAGUGAUAUUGCUGCGAAAAUCAGCAACAAGACGAAUCCGAAUAUUAAAAUGAAGCUUGAAAAUGUCAAGUCAAAGGCUGUGGAUUCACUCAACAAACUUAACCUGAGGCUACAUAGAAGGGAACAACAUUUCAAAGCGGGCCAACUUCACAAGAAUGACUUUUUAAGACUUGCGAGGAUUCUAUCUAAUGAAGCAGUGGGCCUUGUUCUUGGUGGCGGUGGGUCUCGUGGUAUAUCUCAUGUGGGAGUUGUAAUGGCUUUGGAGAAACAUGGCAUUCCAAUCGACAUUAUAGGUGGAACGUCGAUUGGAUCAUUCGUUGGUGGCUUGUACGCCAAAGAAUAUAACCUUGUAUCGAUAUAUGGUAAGGUGAAAAAGUUCUCCCAUAGAAUUUCUUCUUGGUGGAGGUUGGUGUUUGAUUUAACUUAUCCAGUGACAUCAUACCUAACAGGGUAUGAAUUUAAUAGAGGAAUUUGGAAAGUAUUCGGGUUUAGUGAAAUUGAAGAUUUUUGGAUCAAGUAUUUUUGUAAUUCUACAAAUAUUACAAACUCGACGAUGGAAAUUCAUGAGACUGGUUACCUGUGGAGGUUCAUCAGAGCUUCAAUGUCGUUAGCUGGGCUUCUUCCACCGAUAGCAUUCAAUGGAAGUAUGCUCUUAGAUGGUGGGUAUUUGGACAAUUUACCGGUGAUGGAGAUGAAAAAAAAAGGUGCGAAGUAUAUCAUAGCAGUGGAUGUUGGUUCAGUCGAUGAUCGAACCCCUAUGGAUUACGGUGAUACGCUUUCUGGCUUUUGGGUUCUCUUAAAUAGAUGGAAUCCUUUUUCUAAACACCCGAAUGUUCCUAAUAUGAUGGAUAUUCAGAUGCGCUUAGCGUAUGUUGCUAGUGUUAAUGCAUUGGAGCUAGCAAAAAAGACGCCUGGAGUGAUAUACAUGAGGCCUCCAAUUGAUGACUAUGCAACACUUGAUUUUGCUAAAUUUGAAGAGAUAUUCCAUGUUGGUUUUGCUUAUGCAGAUACUAUUUUAACGGAAUUCAAGACAUAUGGUAAACUACCACCCAUUGCUGGUUUGGUAGAUAAGUCAAAAGUCAAAAUUGGCGACUCGGAGAAACGACUUUAUAGAAGAAACUCUAUUUAA
This is a messenger RNA of Priceomyces carsonii, 4575 nucleotides long. RefSeq names its product lysophospholipase. The record is from RefSeq and is a predicted model, not a curated record. The coding region runs from base 1 to 4575 and encodes 1524 amino acids. NCBI's taxonomy places the organism in Eukaryota, Fungi, Ascomycota, Pichiomycetes, Serinales, Debaryomycetaceae. Gene Ontology annotation, cellular component: endoplasmic reticulum. Gene Ontology annotation, molecular function: phosphatidylcholine lysophospholipase A1 activity. Gene Ontology annotation, biological process: lipid metabolic process. The transcript has a single exon.